AUCCUCAUUUUUCUCCUUCUAAACCCUUCUUCCUUCACACUUCUAUCAUCGUCAUCACCACCACCACCAUGUCUAUCACUUCCACCACUCCACUCUUCAAAUCCCUAACCAUGGCCGAAUCCUGCCUCCUCUCAUCCCAAUCCAAAUCCAAACCUACCUUCUUUUCCCUUCCCUCCAAAUCCCUCAAUCUCCAUCUCUCCCUCAAAACCAACCGCUCAAUCUCAAUCUCUCCCUCUCCCUUAUUCGUUGCUCAAGAAGGCGACACACUCACCACUUCUCUAGACGAAGAAGCUGGAUUGAGUCUCGAUUGGGAGCCCACUGCUGACGCUGCUGAAACUGAAACCGGCGCUGAUGAUUCUGCUGAAGGUUAUUUUGUUGAACCACCGGAGGACGCAAAAUUGUUUGUUGGAAAUUUUCCUUUUGAUGUUGAUAGUGAGAAAUUGGCCAUGCUUUUUGGACAAGCCGGAACCGUUGAGAUUGCUGAGGUUAUUUAUAACAGACAAACUGACCUGAGUCGUGGUUUUGGCUUUGUAACUAUGAGUACCGUUGAAGAAGCCGAGUCUGCUGUCGAGAAGUUUAACGGCUAUGAUUACAAUGGAAGAUCAUUGGUUGUUAACAAGGCUUCUCCUAAAGGAUCUCGGCCUGAGCGUACUGAGCGUGCACCUCGUACUUUUGAACCUGUCCUAAGAAUUUAUGUUGCUAACUUGGCAUGGGAAGUUGAUAACAGUAGGCUCGAGCAAGUUUUCAGUGAACAUGGCAAGAUUGUGAGUGCUCGAGUAGUCUAUGAUAGAGAGACUGGUCGAUCACGUGGCUUUGGCUUUGUCACAAUGUCUGAUGAAACUGAAAUGAAUGAUGCCAUUGCUGCUCUUGAUGGUCAGAGUUUGGAGGGUAGGACAAUAAGAGUCAGCGUUGCCGAAGACAGGCCCAGACGCGGCUCCUUUUGAGUAGCUCGUCAAGUACUCGCCUAUAUCAACUGCUAGAGUUAUUUAUGUUUUAAUAGCUGAGGAUCUCAAUUAUUAUAUAAUUUUCUUCUGGAGUAGCCGGUUUCAUGCUAGGUUUAUCCAUUUUACUGUUGUUUAGUUUUAGAAGUCUAUAAAACUCGGACCAUUAAAUUUUCUUUCAUGUUCUACAGUACUUAAUUUGGAUAAAUGACUUAUUUUAUGUCAUAUAAAUGUGUUUUAUUUGACGA
This is a messenger RNA of Medicago truncatula (barrel medic), 1189 nucleotides long. Its product is annotated as 28 kDa ribonucleoprotein, chloroplastic. Gene Ontology annotation, molecular function: mRNA binding. Gene Ontology annotation, biological process: chloroplast rRNA processing. The coding region runs from base 69 to 944 and encodes 291 amino acids. The transcript is spliced from 4 exons. The record is from RefSeq and is a predicted model, not a curated record. NCBI's taxonomy places the organism in Eukaryota, Viridiplantae, Streptophyta, Magnoliopsida, Fabales, Fabaceae. Gene Ontology annotation, cellular component: chloroplast thylakoid membrane.